Calypte anna (Anna's hummingbird) is the source of this 4009-nucleotide messenger RNA. It is a transcript of the gene SHISA5, whose product is annotated as shisa family member 5. The record is from RefSeq and is a predicted model, not a curated record. Gene Ontology annotation, biological process: positive regulation of canonical NF-kappaB signal transduction. The transcript is spliced from 6 exons. NCBI's taxonomy places the organism in Eukaryota, Metazoa, Chordata, Aves, Apodiformes, Trochilidae. The coding region runs from base 16 to 897 and encodes 293 amino acids. Gene Ontology annotation, cellular component: endoplasmic reticulum.
AGAGCGGCGUGGCUCAUGCACGGUAUCUCCCGCUUUGCUGCGGAGAAGGCUCCGAGGCCACUCGCCAAACCGUCGCCUCACCAGGGGAAUCCCAGCCCGCCACGCAGCUUUUCCGCCUUUUCUGCCGUGAGGCGGCUCCUCCCGCCGCUCGGUCCUCUCCCGACCCGCCCAGGGCCGAAGCCGCUCAUGGCGCCGUGCCGGGUCUCCCUCGGCCUCAGCUUCCUUCUCCUGCUGCCGGCGGCCGUUUUGGGUGAAGAUUGUCAGGCACAUAUUGAUCAUCAUGGCAAGGCACAACCUGCAAAAUCCUGUCCCAAAUUCUGCUGUGGAAAUUGCAUGCUUCAGUACUGUUGCUCUAAUGAGCUGUUAAAAUUUGAUGAAGAACAACUAGUUCAGUGUAAUCUGCUUCAUGGAAGGACAUCUGACCUGAGCAACUUGAAUUACAUGGAGUCAUAUUCAGAUCCUGAUAUUUACAUUUCUCCUGACCCCAGUUUUGGAACCCUUAUUGCGAUUGGAGUUACUGUUUGUGCUGUGAUUGUAAUCACUAUUGUUCUGUGCCUCACGUGUUCGUGUUGCUGUCUGUAUAAAGCAUGUCGGAGACCACGGCCUGUUGUCACCACCACUACUGCCACUACUGUGGUUACAGCUCCCUAUGCCCCGCAGCAGGGAGUGCCACCCAACUACCCUGUAGCCUCAUAUCAAGGAUAUCAGCCUGUGGCCAUCCAGCCACAGCCAGGAAUGCUGGUAGCACCCUACCCUGCUCAGUAUCCUCCCCCAUACCCCACGCAGCCAUCAGGACCCCCAGCUUAUAACGAAACAGUGGCAGCUGGAGCACCUUACCCAAUCAGCCAGCCCCCUUACAACCCUGCUUAUGUGGAUCCUCAGAAUCCUACCUAUUGAAACAAUCUUCUACACUUCUGCACACAAAACUUUUGAAAGUAUGAUUUGUGAUGUUUACACUGUGCAACUGUAGUAUAUUUUUCUGGAAGACAGUAAUCUUUUGUCUAAGUAAAGUGAAAGUUAAUUCAGUAUCUUUUUUUUUUUUAAAAAAAAAAAGCUUCAAGUAUGAGGCAGGAGUAUUUUCUUGCAGAAGUUGUUAAUUUAUACCUCAACCAAAUACAAAGAGUUUUUUCUCUAUACAAUGAGAAAACUAGGAGAAGGAGUACUUCAGAAAUAAGAACCACAAUAACAUUUGCUGUGCAAUAAUUUUGAAAGGAAUGGUGUAAUAUGAGCACUAUUCAACAUCCAAAGCUGUAGCAAUCUUUUGCACAGUAUUAAAACUUAAAAACCCAAUCUGUAAGAAACUACCUGAUAUAUGUUACAAAUGUUCUGCCUGUUUUAAAGCUAUUACUAUUGUUAGGUGAACUACAGUGUAAUACAUUUCAUUUACCAUUUAAAAGGGAAUUUUCAUUUUUUUUUAAACACAUUUGCAUUCAGUAAAUGGUAGUAAACCAUGUUUAAUUGUCUUUGGACUAGUUGUGUUUCUCUGUGCAAGGUAGCAUAAGGUGAUAAUUUCCUUGUUUUCUUUCCCAAAUUUGAGGCUUAAAAUUGUGCCUUUAUUGGGUGUUUUCUCAGGCCAUUUUAAUUUAUAGCUAGAAAUUUACAGCAAAACCAAACCUUUUGCCACUUUGUAGACCAAACAGAUCAAAAGCCAAAAACAUCAGAAUUCAUCAUAAAAAUUAUUGGACGAGUAUUUGUUGUCCAAGUAUUGUCAGACCAGUUUAAUUAAGUCGUAUGUUGUUCGUGAGUUUGGGGGAAAAAUUAGCACCUUAAGAGUAUGUUAAGCAGAAGUACCUGCCAGUGUUCAGUUCUGCCUUGCAAAAGAAGGAAGUUUAUUUUGUAGGAGAGAUGGGAUGUCAGAAAUAGAUUGGGGUUUUUAAAUGCUGUGGGUUUAUCACUGUAUGUCUCUAAUGGGAAGUAUAGAGGGCAGGAACCUAGAGAUGUUUAUAAACUCAGUCUGUGAUGUUUAAAUAAUAUGUGGGGGGGAGCAUGGGGGGUCCAUAAGGAAUCCCAGCCUAACACAGUAGAGAUAAAGCCUCCCUUUUGUUUUCAGCAUUCCCAUAAAGCUGAGCAGUGAAGUCAGGGAAAGGAAGAGUGUGGUAGGAUCUGCUCACAGCAAGGUAAUGUGCUUUGAGGAAGGUAGUGCUUGCAGUCAUGAAAUGUCUUGAGAAAUCCUCAUUUGGAAGGCUUAUGGCUCUAUACACCUUAUACUGAUCAAAUGAAUCGUGUUUUGUUUCGUUUUGUUUUUUUAAUGUCCUCUACAAUUCUCCCUAUUCUAACACUGAAAUAUAAUUUGUUAUUCCUCAGUAGAGCUGACUGGUCUGUUGCACAUAUUGCUGUGACACCGUUGGUGAAAUAAUUUUGGCAUAUCUUACACACUGAUUUUACUUCUUUAGAGAGGCAAGCCAUUUAUUCUGAAAUUCUACAUUUGGGAUGUAUUUCUCUUUGAAAAACAUUGAUGGUAGCAUUGUUUUGCCUGACAUCAUGGAUGGAAACUGCUGCUAUCAAAGGCAGCCUUAUUCUCUUCCUGAUUUUUGAGUCUGCAGCUGGGUUAUUCCAGUUCCUCUUUUUUUUUUUUUUUUUUUUUUUUUUUUUCAAGGAAGUCUUCAGGGCAUUUCAAAAGAAACCUGUAGGAGGCUUUUAGCAUUGAGAUUCAUAGCAACCUACACCCUUCUGUUACAACUCUCUGAGUGUUGAAGUUGAUAGCAUGAAAUGAUGCCAAGAGGCACUUGGAGAGCACACACACACCGUGUCCUGCUUGGUGUUCCUGCUCUUUCCUGCCUUGUGAGCCAAGAGGCUGGGCUUGAUUACACUCUGUGUGAGCAUAAUAAAAAAUGGCCAGUGUUUUCUGUAUAAAGGGUGAAGUCUUUUUUUAAAAUGGGGAAUUUUUGUGUGUGGGAGGGCACUGAGUAGCUGCAAAAAUAAUUGCCUUGCUACAGGUCCAGCCCAUGUGUUUUUAUUCAUGUAGAAGGAGGGCAGAGGCUGUUCCAGCACCUUUGUUAGGAUGGAGCCUGGCCAGUGAGGUGCAGCCACAGUGUGCCAGUGUGGGGCUUCACAAAGUUGUCACCCUGCUCUUCCAUCUGAGGUGACAAAGCAUGCAGUUUGUGGCAGUGUUAGUAGGGUUAUGUUCUGGUUAUGAAAGGGAAAUCUGCAAUUUCAUGAGAAGUUGGCUUGAUCAUCUGCCAUCAUCCUUAGGGAAAAGAUAGAAGGAAAGUGAAGUGGCAGCAUUAACAGAGGUCCCCAAACCUGAAGUUUUGGUGUAGGUGUUGUACAGACCAAAUAAAUUGCCUGGAGCACUACUGCAUGUGGGAGGAGAUGAGUGAUAGGGUUAAGGAACCUGAAAAUUUACACCUUUCCUUCAGUGAACAUAUGGUAAUGAUAACUAUACACAAGUGAAAAGAUUAAUCAUCAGUAUGCAAGGAACUACUUAAAUAAUAACAUUACUUCAAUUACAAAACUCAGCAAAAGAAGAGAAAAUGGUCUGCUUUCCUCAGUUGAUAAUUGGAGCAUUUAAUCAUAUCUUUCCUUAUUGUUAGUGUAUUAAUGAUCAUUAACAAGAAAAGGUUUAGGGACAAAUUGUAUUUAGUUAUUGCAAUGCUACCCUUUGAAACUUUUCGUAUAAUUAAGAGAAUGGGAUGGUUAUAGAAUAGAUGGAGAAGCUCAUCCAUAAACCUUCAGUUCCAGCACUGCUGAUAUGUCAAUCCCAGGAGCUGUUGCCUUCAUCUCAAACUAGUUAUCUGCAGUGCUUUGGUGGAAUGGAAUUAGUUUUAAAUGUUGAAACAGUGUAUGUUCACUUUUUCUUAAAUUCUGUAAGUGCCUUUGUUUCAGAAAUAUUUUGUGAAAUUAAAUACAGUAGAAUAUUCUGUUGUAUUGAAUUUACUAGGUAAUCAUUGUUCAUCUUAUUAUAUACUGUAACCUAGCUUUGUAUGUUGUCUGUAGUUUAAACGUUAAAUAUAGAAAAGAAAUGGCAUAAACUCUAUGCACCUUUGUAAUAAAUACAAUGUUUUAAGUA